AUGAAGAAGUACCAAAUUGGCCAUGUACUGAUUUGGGAGGACGGCGUAAGACAUACCCGCAAAUGUCUGUAUUUGGAAGAAUCAGUAGAGAAGCAAGACGUGAAAGACUUAGUUGAGAAGUUACUAGAAGAGCUAUAUUCUGAUCAACAUGAGUGGAGUGGAAACAGUGUAAUAGAAUAUAGCCAUAGCUUAACCACAGCGCCGUCAAUAUCAUCUUCUCAAUCCAACUGCGGCGAUCAAAGAGAUGCCAUUGAAAGAAUUUAUCUAGAAGACUUAGAAAAUGAUGAGAUUCGGGAGCAGUUGACUGAAUGGAAUUACAAGUUGCGCGUAACCGGCGAAAGGUUGGCGAAAAGCUUACGUGUACGGGACCGCUUGAAGCGGGAACAGAAAAAGCUGUGCACCGCUUUCACCGUCUUGUUGCGGCAUAUCAAACAGAUGAGUGCAAUCCUAAACUCCCUCAGGAACUUAGCGAGUUCUUCGAGGGCCAAUGCAGCCGGAGACAGCGGCGCUCGAUUUGGCAUAACACCGAGUGGCAGCGAAGGUCCUGGAGAAGGUGGUUUUGCAGAAUGGCUCCACGCUAUGAAGCUGGUGGCACGGCUCCCAGCUGGUGUUCCACAACACUUUCGCAGAAAGCUAUGGUUGACAUUGGCGGAGCGACAUUUAUCAUCGAGAAACAUCGAUUGGGCUACAGCGGAGCGGGCUUGUUUCCGGGGCACCGCACAGCCCGAUGAUACGGAACUUGGCGCUCAAAUUCUUAAGGACUUACAUCGCACUGGUUGCUCACUUUUCUGUGGAACUGAAGGUCGUGAAAAUCAAGCUAUGCUUAGACGUGUAUUAUUGGCGUAUGCGAGAUGGAAUAAGGACGUAGGAUACUGUCAGGGCUUCAACAUGUUAGCAGCAAUAAUUCUAGAAGUAAUGGAAAAGUCGGAGUCUGACGCUUUGAAGGUUAUGAUAUAUUUAGUUGAGGCUGUAUUACCCGAAGGCUACUUUGCGGACGAUUUGCGGGGUCUCUCAGCAGACAUGGCUGCGUUUAGAGACCUGCUCAGGAUACGUUUGCCAAGACUCGCACACCACAUGGAUUAUCUUCAAAGAAUUUCAGAUGGCGGUGGCAUAGAGCCCCCACUUCCAGACGUUUUCACAAUGCAAUGGUUCCUUACGCUUUACGCGACUUGGCUGCAACGAGAGUCACUUUUAAGAAUAUGGGACCUCAUCCUUCUUGACGGUAACGAAGUGCUUUUACUGACAGCCCUGGCCAUAUGGGACAUGCUUCAAGACCGCAUUCUAUCAGCACGCUCUGCAGACGAGUUCUACAGCUGCAUGGGUGGCGGUGUCGGUGCGGUGUGGGAGGCGGGCGAGGCCCUGGUGGCGAGGGUCGUCGCCUUCGGUUCUGCACCCGAGCUGCCGAGGCUGCGAAGCUUGCACAGAUACAGAGUUGCACCCCCCGCACCGCCCACAUCGGCGCCCAUUUAUCAUCCACCAAUGCAAUCAGCGAUGCAGUCGAUGACGAAGCGUGGUUUACGUUUGUUUUACUCGGAAGACGAAGGUGAAUCCAGUGACGACGGAAACAAAAUGGCACUAGCUACGGUCUUACCUCGGCGCGAGGAGAGAUCGGGUGCCGGUGACAGACUCUCGUUAGAUAUCGGAGCUUUAAAACGUCAAUACGCUCGCCUUCGAGAAAGGCAAAGGCAAGCCCAUGUCAUUUUAGCAGCUGCUUGUGCUCGCCACGCGGCAGUUGGAGUUCCUACGUCACCGACAUCGCUAACAGUGAAUAACCUCCUGUUAGGAAAAAGUGCUAUAGUGAGCUCUCGAGGGCGAAGGCUUGGUCCUCCUCCCGGAGCAAUACCGCCAUCACGAGCUUCAUCAUUGAAUCAUGAAAAGUCUGAUGCAAAACCACGUACUUCUUCAAAUGAUACAAUCAGUUGGAAAGAAGAAAAGAGUCGUAAAUCUUUCAACAGACGGAACUCACUUAAAUGGAAAGAUAUAAAAAAAGAAAAAGUUUCCCAGAAAAAUAGGAAAACCUCCAUCGAUUUAGACGAAAUGGGUGAUGGAAUAAUUGUAUCUGAAGUGGAAGCUAAUGAAAUGAUCGCCACUCUCCGAUCACGAAGUUCUAGUGAAUCUUCAACUUAUUCAUCUCAUUCGGCAUCCAGUACAGAUACAAGUCUUUGCGACGAAAAUGAAAGGGCAACCCCGAAUUCUUUGGAGCAAGAG
Messenger RNA from Iphiclides podalirius (scarce swallowtail), 2208 nucleotides. The record is from the annotation of a GenBank genome assembly. Lineage: Eukaryota; Metazoa; Arthropoda; Insecta; Lepidoptera; Papilionidae.